AUGCAAAUAAAUCCAAUUAGUGAAUACUUUUGCGAGACAUGUUCGGGGGCGUUUGAAAAUCCAAACGAUGCACAGAAACAUUUGUCAACCACAAGACACAAGUCAGUAAAGCUUUUGCCUCUAGAUGAGAUUUUGGAAUGUGAAGAGUGUGCAGAUUCUAAUAUUCACCAACUAGCCAUCUUGCGUUACGGGCUCAAUGAUAUGGCCUUGAUGUGUCAGCAGUGCUUGGACAGCACGACCAAGGAUAGUGGUGAAGAGCCGACAGCAAAGUAUACGUUAUCAAAUGGUGCCUUAUUCGGAAAAUUAGCCCAGUACAUCAAGUUUAGAGAUAUCCUGUGUGCGUCAUGCGGAGCAGAUGAUGAUCUAUACGUUGCAAAUACCCCCAAUGGGCAGAUAGUAAGCUGUAAACAGUGUUUGCCAAAGUAUGAAUCUCCAAACAUUACCUUUGUCAGUGAAAAUGAUGACAAAUUCUUGACUGAGCUUUUAGGAUUAAAGGAGGUGCUUGUUAAAAGUAAGUCUUUUGGAAAAAAGGACGGGAGAAGAGGUGGGAGUAGAGGCGGGAGAAAAGGUGGUCGUGGAAGGUCCGUUGGGAGAUCCAGAAGAGUUAAAAAGGAGGAUCCAGAAGCCGAAUCAAGACGACAACAUUAUCAAGAGUCAAAAAAGUUUGCCAGUGAUGUAAAGUCGGGAUCGACAGUCAAAGCUAUUGGAGCUGGUAGUAUUGGUGAUAGCUCAGGGAAGCCACCAAAUGGAAAAGAAGCCAAGAAGGCGAAAGGUUUCAGAAAAAUGGUUGGUAAUGUGGGAGACCUGAAAGCAGUUAACUCAAAGGAUACGAAGGGUGAUGGAAAGGGCAGUGGCAAAGGAAAGGGACAAGAUAAUGUAAAGGGUAAUGGAAAGGGCAAUGCUAACGGAAAGGGACAAAGUAAUUCCAAGCCGGCGUCAAAAGCAAAUUCGAAUGCCGACAAUCUAUCUACUAUUAAUUCAAAGAUGUCAUCAAAAACAAAUAAGGUUGAGAAAACUGUAUCUAAAAAUGGUAGUCCAAAAGUGGGGACAUCUUCGAAGUCUCAAGGCUCGAAGCAAACAAACCUCAAAAAAGAGACUACCCACAAUCCAAGGAAUUCCAAGGUCGCACCCAAGAAAGAGUCAAACACCCACAUGAAUGACCUCAAAAGUCCCGUUCGUAAGGAAAAGACCCCCAGUCGUCAGAACUCUCCCGCACCGCUGUCUGAGUUGGUGUUACCUCCAUAUAUUACUAAAUACCAUCCUUCACCAAAGCCCAAGCUUUCCUAUGACACCAUUGACGAGUAUUUCCGUGAAAUGAGUUUCAAUGUCUUUUUGGAAGAUCAACUCACCAAUGUGCUGAACAUAAUUGAGCCUCAGGACUUGAUUAUUGAGUGGUUUCAGGAUCAGGACAAGAAAAACAACCAAUUCAAGGUGAGUAUUCCAAUGAAACCAGAAAUUAUGAACAGGUUCUUAUCCGAUACUUUCAAAAGUUUAAAGAAAGAUCCAUUCCAAAAAGAUCAAGCAAUGUUUUUGAUCUUGAAUGAUGAGAUCCCUUGGUACGGUAAAGUGGCCACUGUUGACAGUGUCAAAACUGGGAAAAAUCGGAAAACGUCCAAGGUUAGUCAUGUGGAGAUGGUGAUUGUCCUUUACAAAUGGAAUAACCAGCCGUUACCGAAAACAGUUCAUGCGCAACAUUUGAAGCUUUUGCCAGCAUCAAUUCCAGUCAGUAGAAUCCUCAACGCAAUGGACAACCUUGCAAAUCCAAGCUUUAUCAAGAUGUUAUUGGGAAAAGAACCAAUCAAGCAAAUCACAUUCAACAAUAGAGUUAAUUUUUCUUCCAAUUUGAACGAUUCACAAAAGGCAGCUAUCCAAUCAGUUUUGAAUAACAAGAUCAGCGUGGUUCAGGGCCCUCCCGGAACUGGUAAAACUUCAGCAAUAUACGAAACGAUUAUUCAAUUGCUUGAAGCAUUGAACACGUUUCCGGUUCUUGUGGUUGCGGCAUCAAAUAUAGCAAUUGACAACAUCGCUGAAAAGUUGUUGCCAAAGCAUGGGAAGCUGAUUUUGAGGAUAGCCGCAACGAGCAAGGAGAGGGAAUAUAAUAGAGACCACCCAUUGGCCAGCAUUUGUCUUCACCACAAAAUAUUCGAUGCAAUGUCAAUGAAGCAUCAACAAGUGCAGAAUGAUAUGAGACGUGGCACAAGUGUCAGCAGUAACGCUUAUAAACAGUUUGCUCUUGAAAAAUUUCAAAUCACGAAAGAGCAAGUGGCUCAAGCGAAAGUUAUUCUCACAACCACUGUUGUGGCUGGUGGGCCACAAUUGAAAUCACUUGCAAAAUGUCCCGUUGUGAUUAUGGACGAGGCGACUCAGUCAUCAGAGCCAAGUACGUUGAUUCCAUUAGCAGUCCCUGGUGUUGAAAAGUUUGUGUUUGUGGGUGAUCAACGACAAUUGAGUUGUUUUUCAUUGAUCCCGAAUUUGUCAACGUCAUUAUUUGAAAGGGUUUUGCUCAAUGGAUCAUACGUAUCACCUCACAUGUUGGACAUUCAGUAUAGAAUGCAUCCAGCAAUCAGUGAGUUCCCCAGAACCAGGUUCUAUAAUGGUAAAGUGAAAAACGGGAUCACUGCUGAUUCAAGGAAAAUGGAAGGAAUUCCCGAAAACCCAGUGUUCUUUUGGAACACCAAUGGAAAUGCGAGAGAACAAUCGGUACGCAAUUUCCUACGUGAGGAUCGAGGUUACACAUAUACCAAUCGAGAUGAGGUUUCAUAUAUUCAACAAGUCUUGAGAUCAUUGUUGAUUGAAAAAGGAAUUCAUAGAGAAAAUAUUGGAGUUGUGACGCCUUACUCUGGUCAACGUGAUUUGAUAUCAUCUGUAUUGGUGAAAGAUGACAUUAUUAACCCGACAAAUGAAGAAUUGCAAGUCGAAGUUGAUAUUGAUGAUAUUACCAAUGAUUCCAAACCAGUUAGUAUUCACAUAGUAUCUGGCAUAAUGAUUGCUUCAAUUGAUGCAUUUCAAGGAAGGGAAAAAGAUUUCAUGAUAAUGUCAUGUGUUCGAUCAAACAACCAAGGUACAAUUGGGUUCCUCAAAGAUGAAAGGAGAUUAAACGUGGCACUCACCAGAGCCAAGUAUGGUUUAAUAAUGAUUGGUGAUGUCAAUUGUUUAAAGAAAGGUGACAAAUUGUGGAAAGAGUACAUGCAAUACUUGGAAGAAAAAGGCUUGAUACAUACUCAGCUAAUAUAUUAA
This is a messenger RNA of Lodderomyces parapsilosis, 3237 nucleotides long. RefSeq names its product RNA helicase. Gene Ontology annotation, molecular function: RNA helicase activity. Bases 1 to 3237 code for a protein of 1078 amino acids. The transcript has a single exon. NCBI's taxonomy places the organism in Eukaryota, Fungi, Ascomycota, Pichiomycetes, Serinales, Debaryomycetaceae. Gene Ontology annotation, cellular component: cytoplasm. The record is from RefSeq and is a predicted model, not a curated record. Gene Ontology annotation, biological process: nuclear-transcribed mRNA catabolic process, nonsense-mediated decay.